Messenger RNA from Pseudozyma flocculosa PF-1, 918 nucleotides. RefSeq lists its product as uncharacterized. The transcript is spliced from 4 exons. The record is from RefSeq and is a predicted model, not a curated record. Bases 1 to 918 code for a protein of 305 amino acids. Lineage: Eukaryota; Fungi; Basidiomycota; Ustilaginomycetes; Ustilaginales; Ustilaginaceae.
AUGGCAUCCAAGAUCUCGGACGCGCAGAAAAAGGCCUACGAGGUCGUCGUGGCACGCCUCGAGCGCAUCCGCAACCACCUCGACAACAAGCCCAGGUCCGGCAGGCUCGCAGGCAAGGUCGCUAUCAUCACUGGCUGCGGAAGCCUCACCGGCAUCGGACGUGCCACGGCGCUCCAGUUUGCUCAUGAAGGCGUCAAGCACCUCUACGUCCUCGACCUCGACGGCGAAAACCUGCCGGGCCUCAAGCAGACGAUCACCACAAAGUACCCGGACGUCACGGUGACGACGCUCGAGUGCGAUGCGGCCGAUGAAAAGGCCAUCUCGGGCGUGUGCCAGCGGGCGCUGCAGGACGAGGGGCGGCUCGACAUCUUCUACGCCAACGCCGCCCGCGCCACGGGCGCGCCCCUGGCCGCCACCGACGUCGAGGACCUCGAGACGACGCACCACAUCAACGUCACGUCGUGCUUCCUCGCGUGCAAGUACGCCUCCGAGGCCAUGCAGCGCACGUCGCCGUCCAAGCCCGAGUCGGGCGGCUCCAUCGUCAUGACGGCCUCCGUCGCCGGCCUCCGGAGCGGCGCAGGCUCCGUCGACUACUCGGCCUCCAAGGCCGCCGUUAUCUCGAUCGCAAACACCUCGGCGUGGCAGCUCACCCGCACCGGCGUCCGCGUCAACGCUGUCUGCCCCGGCCUCAUCGAGACGGGAAUGACCUCGGCCGUCUUUGACAUGGCUAGGGAGAGGGGAACCGCCUCCAAGAUCGGACAGCUCAACCCGGCCGGAAGGUACGGCGUCGCUGCCGAGAUCGCCAACGCCGUUACCUUCCUCGCCUCGGACGAGGCAUCCUACGUCAACGGAAUCGCACUGCCCGUCGACGGCGGCCUCUCGGCCAGCUUGCCCGUCGUCCCCGGCAAGUUCCACUAG